This is a messenger RNA of Paraphaeosphaeria sporulosa, 2990 nucleotides long. Its product is annotated as ARM repeat-containing protein. Gene Ontology annotation, cellular component: condensed chromosome, centromeric region. Bases 306 to 2834 code for a protein of 842 amino acids. NCBI's taxonomy places the organism in Eukaryota, Fungi, Ascomycota, Dothideomycetes, Pleosporales, Didymosphaeriaceae. Gene Ontology annotation, molecular function: histone binding. The transcript has 2 exons. The record is from RefSeq and is a predicted model, not a curated record. Gene Ontology annotation, biological process: meiotic chromosome condensation; mitotic chromosome condensation.
UGCUACACAUCGUCGCAAAAGAGUACAAUUAUCCGCAGCUUACGGAAGAGGUUCUCCGUGAAGUUAGUGACAAGGAGUUCAGCAGUACAGACAAGAAAGGACCAACCUCAGUCUCUGCCUUCCUCGUUAGGAUCUCAGAGCUGCUUCCAGAAGUUGUCAUGAAGCAAAUGACGUCCCUUGCAAAGUUGGUCGAUAACGAGUCGUACACCUUGCGUAUGGCUAUGAUAGACGUGUGCGGACAGAUGGUCAUCAUGAUCAGCAAACUAUCAGAUGACGACCAACGUGGCGAAGUUGCAAAACCAAAGAUGGACACUUUUCUGGACGAACUUGAGCAGCGGUUCUUGGACAUUAACCCGUACUGUCGUGCUCGAGUGAUGCAGGUCUAUGUCAAGCUCUGCGAUCUUGAGGCACGGUUGUCCAAGCGGCGGAAGAAAGCGGCAAAAUAUGCGGCACAAAGCUUGAUGGAUAAGAGCAGCAACGUGCGACGGAACGCAAUCAAACUGAUUUCAAAACUUGUGGAGACUCAUCCCUUCACUGAUGAUGGGGGACUGCUCUCGAAGGAGAAGACCGAGCGGGAACUGGGCGACAUUGAUACUCGGAUCAACGCAUUGGUGCCAGCCGAACCUGAGAAGCCUGCGUCAGGAGAGCAGACACUGGACGAGGAAAUGCUACAGGACGCAACCCAGGUAGAAAGUGCAGCUCCAGAGCAGCCCAAGCACCCAGACGACAUGACCGAGGCAGAGAAAAUCGCAAUCAUGAAGAAGCUAGCAGACGCUCAGGAGCUAGAACAACUGCAAACGCGAAGAAAGUACUACAACGAGAAGCUAAGAUUCAUCGAGGUAGUGGACGAUGCAGCAGACGACGUCAUGCAGCUUCUUUCUGCGAAGAACAAGAGCGAAGUUAUCGAAGCGAUGGAUUUCUUCGUGAAGAUCUACGCAUACAAGAUCCCCAACGCACGCAACGGCGUUCGGCGAAUGCUCCGCCUCAUCUGGACCAAAGGCAACAGCGAUGAAGGAAAAGGCGUUCAGACUCACCUCAUCGAAUGCUACAAGGACUUAUUCUUUGUUGCCAACCCCCUCUUUGACCGCGAUCACUCUGACGAUUACAUCAUGCACAAUAUGAUCACCCUUACCUACGGCACUUCACCCGCGGAGCUCACUUCGCUCGAACAACUACUGAGCAUGAUGAUGAAGCAAGGCAUGAUAAAAGAAACGGUCGUCCAGAAGUUGUGGGCUACUUAUGCAUAUCAGAAGAAGGCGAUCUCGCGCACCAUGCGCCGCGGCGCCAUCAUCGUCCUGGGCAUGCUCGCACUUGCCAAACCUGAGAUUAUAGUCAAUGAGAUGGAACUUUGUCUGCGCAUCGGGCUUGGCGAGCUAGGUCGACGGGAUCUCGCGCUUGCUCGUUAUACCUGUAUUGCCCUCCGCCGGAUCAGCCCACCACCUGGAAAGCAGUCAGAAUCUGGGCCAGCACAGGUCGCGAAGCUGCCAAACGACCACGCAGUCUUGGUGAAGCUCGCUACUAUCUGCGAAAUUGUCUCCGACGACAAAGAGUGGUUCGGUGUGGCAGAGCAAGCUAUCAGCGCCAUCUACGUUCUCUCGAAACAUCCUGAUGUCUUGUGUUCCGAAAUUCUCCGACGGAAAAUUAAACAUGUGUUUGCGCCGCAAGCACCUUCUCGACCCACGUCUAGUGGAUCAGGCGCCGAGGAUGCCAUGGAUGUAGAUGCACCUAUGACGCCACCCCCUGACGAAUCCUCACAACCAAAGAAGCAGAAUCCUGCAUUGGCGCUUUCUCAGCUACUGUUCAUUGUCGGGCAUAUUGCCAUCAAACAGAUUGUUCACCUUGAGCUCUGCGAACUAGAGAUCAAACGCCGCAAAGCUGAGAAAGGAACGAAGAAAGCACCCACUCCGCGGCAGUCCCUUGCGGCCGAGAAUCCAUCACCAGUCAAGAAGGGUCGUAAGAAGUCAUCCGCCAAAGCCCAGACGCCAGCUGCCGAAGAAGUCGAUGAGUUGGAGCUCAUGGCUGGCCCAUCAGAAGAUGAUAUCACCGACCAUAUUGCACAUAUCCGGGAACGACAGCUUCUUUACGGCCCGGACUCGCUUCUUGCCAACUUUGGGCCGUUAGUGCGGGACAUCUGCUUCAAUAGCACAUCGUACAACCACCCCACUUUGCUGGCCCAGGCGGCGCUCUGUCUAGCGAAGCUAAUGUGUGUAAGCUCGGAGUACUGUGAGAAAAAUUUGGAGUUGCUCUUAACCAUGAUGGAACGAAGCAAAGACCCUGUUGUGCGCAGCAACCUCGUCAUCGCUUUAGCUGACAUGGCCGUCUGCUUUAAUCAUCUCAUCGACGAGAACGAGUCUCAUCUGUACCGCCGUCUUAACGAUGGCGAUCCAUCCGUCAAGCGAACAUGUCUCAUGACGCUCACCUUCCUUAUCUUGGCUGGACAGGUCAAGGUCAAGAGCGAGCUCGCCAAGAUGGCGAAGUGCAUGGAAGACAGCGAUGAUAAGAUCAAGGACAUGGCGCGCAUGUUCUUCACCGAGCUUGCGACUAAGGACAACGCUAUCUACAACCAGUUCAUCGAUAUGUUUAGUACGUUGAGCGCGGAUACGGGUCUGAAUGAGGAUGCUUUUAAGAAGAUCAUCAAGACGCUGGCAGGGUAUAUUGAGAAGGACAAACAUGCCAAGGUGCUCUCAAAGAAGCUGGCAGAACGCUUGCCGAGGGCGGAUAACGAGAAGGAAUGGAACGAUAUCGCUUUCACCCUCGGCCAGCUGCAGCAUAAGGACGAGGAGAUUACGAAAUUGGUCUCGGAGGGCUUCAAGGUUGUGCAGGCUUCGGCGUGAUUGUAUAGUGAUGGGCAUAAUGAGGCGUCUGGGAUGAGCAUUUGGGCUUCAUGAUACCUUGGGCUUUGGGAUGGAGGGUAAUGGCGUUGAGUUGAAUGAUUGGGUGUUGAUACGUGUGGUAUGAUAUAGUAAUGACAUUCAGAUUGUUGAUCCGCA